AUGGAUUCCCAAGAUUUCUCGGCACGGCUUAUGCACCAUCAGCCGCAGCACCAUCACGCGCCGCCGCCACAUCCCACCAUGCUUGUCGGCGGUCAGCCGCAAACCCAGCUCACUCAACCACAGCACAACAAUUCCUACCCCAACAGUACUGUCACUCCCACAAACACCAACGUUAACAACAGUAGUGGUAUGCUUCACCACCAGCAACAUUCGAAUGUAAAUCCAAACCCUAGAUUCCCGUUUAACUCGGUUGGUGCGCUGAAACAACCGGAUCAUUACUCUGAUGGGCCGCCUUCUGCUGGUGCUGGAGGGUUCAGCAUCGAGCCAUCUCGGAAAAAAAGGGGCCGACCCAGAAAGUACUCCCCUGAUAACAGCAUUGGGCUUGGACUUUCGCCUACUCCUGCUGCCCAAAACUCAUCUAUGGUUGUUCAUGGGAAUUCCAGCGGCGGCGGUGGUGGGAUCUCAUCUCCGGAAACUCCUGCGAAGCGUAACCGAGGCAGACCUCCGGGUUCUGUAAAGAAACAGAUGGAUGCAUUAGGAGUGCCGGGAGUUGGCUUUACACCGCACGUUAUUACCGUUAACGCUGGCGAGGAUGUAGCUUCAAAGAUAAUGGCUUUCUCACAGCAAGGACCACGCACAGUUUGUGUUUUAUCUGCUAAUGGUGCCAUCUGCAAUGUCACCCUCCGUCAACCAGCAAUGUCCGGUGGCACCGUAACAUAUGAGGGCCGAUUUGAAAUCAUCUCUUUGACAGGUUCCUUCCUACUGUCAGAGAGUAAUGGUAACCGCAGUCGAACAGGUGGUCUAAGCGUGUCGUUGGCUGGGUCAGAUGGUAGAGUCUUAGGUGGUGGAGUUGCUGGAAUGCUUAGGGCAGCAUCACCUGUACAGAUUGUGGUGGGAAGCUUUAUUGCUGACGGGAAAACCCCGAAGUCUGGGCCGCCUUCUGCACCACCUCCAAAUAUGUUGAAUUUUGGUGCUCCAAUAACCGGUGGCAGUCCUUCCCCAGAUGCCUCCAGUGACUCAUCCGAGGAGAAUGGUGGCAGCCCUCUCAACUCUGGCUCGGAACCUUAUGGUAAUGUUGGCCAGCCAAUUCAGAAUAUUUCGAUGUAUUCAAACAUGGUUUGGCCAAACUCCACCAUCAAAAUGCAUCCCAAUUAA
Messenger RNA from Fraxinus pennsylvanica, 1155 nucleotides. NCBI's taxonomy places the organism in Eukaryota, Viridiplantae, Streptophyta, Magnoliopsida, Lamiales, Oleaceae. The record is from the annotation of a GenBank genome assembly.